GUCCAGGAUCCGACUAUGUUCAUUUCCCGGGCGCCGUAAAUAGUAAAUUCACAUCGACCAUGGAAUUCGAAAAGCCGUCCGCAAAGGGUGCCAUGCCGACAUAUCGGGUUAUGGAUCAGAAUGGGGAGAUUGUUGAUAAGAGCAGGGUACCGGAUCUGACGGAUGAGGAGGCUAUCAGGCUCUAUAAAGAUAUGGUUACGGUUAAUAUUAUGGACUUGAUCAUGUUCGAUGCUCAGAGACAGGGACGCGUCAGUUUCUACAUGGUUUCUGCCGGCGAAGAGGGUAUUGCCGUGGGCUCUGCUUCGGCACUCCUCCCGUCCGAUGUCAUCUUCGCACAAUACCGCGAGACGGGGGUGUUCCAGUACCGCGGCUUCACACUCGACAACUUCAUGAACCAGCUGUUCGCAAACCGCAAAGACAUGGGCCUCGGCCGCAAUAUGCCCGUCCACUACGGAAGCCGGGACCUGAACAUCCAUACCAUCUCAUCCCCUCUAGCUACCCAGAUCCCGCAAGCGUCCGGCGCUGCGUAUGCGUUGAAGAUGCAAAGUCUACAGAAUCCGGAAAUCGAGAAACGGAUUGUGGCAUGUUACUUCGGUGAAGGUGCUGCAAGCGAGGGCGACUUUCAUGCUGCGUUGAAUAUCGCUGCCACGCGCUCCUGUCCGGUGGUGUUCAUUUGCAGGAACAACGGAUUCGCUAUCAGUACACCUACCCUAGAGCAAUAUCGCGGUGACGGAAUUGCGAGCCGUGGUAUCGGAUAUGGGAUUGAAACGAUCCGUUGCGAUGGCAAUGACAUCUUCGCAGUGAGAGCCGUGACGAAGCGAGCACGAAAGAUGGCGCUCGAGAACGGAGGCAAACCCGUCCUUAUAGAAGCGAUGAGUUACCGAGUCAGCCACCACAGCACGAGCGACGACAGCUUCGCAUACCGUGCGAAGGUCGAGGUAGAGGACUGGAAGCGGAGAGACAACCCCAUCACGCGACUGAGGAAAUACCUCGAGAAUCGCGGCGCGUGGGAUGAAGAGAAGGAGCAAGCCGCCCGGAGUUCCCUGCGAAAAGACGUGCUGAAGGCAUUUACUAAGGCCGAGAAGGAGAAGCGGCCGGGAUUGAGAGGCAUCUGGGAGGAUGUGUAUGAGGACAUGUCGGAAGAACAGAUGGGGCAGAUGAAGGCGAUGAGGGAGAUCUUGGAGAAAUAUCCGGAGGAGUAUGACCUCCAUGAUUUCGAUGGUGGCGCGGAUACGCUUAAGGAGUGAGACGGAGGAGGUAGGGUUUUUGAAACACGACGCAGUGGCCAACGCUGCUGAUCAAGAGGAGAUAUGACAAUGUUCCAAGAGAAGGAUUGGUCUUGAUCUCGGAGAGUAAGACACAUGAUUAGGACGGUGUCUACGUGCGUAUGGGAUACUGGGGGGGGAUAAGGCGUAAGAAACGAAGACCACGGAUGUGUGAUCAAUUCAACCGGCCUAAUGCUAUCAGGAGUUGAAUGGAUCUCGUCCAACCGAGAGAGAAUAGAAUAUCCCGCAAGACCAAAUGGAGCAUACCUGUAUAAAAAAC
This is a messenger RNA of Eremomyces bilateralis CBS 781.70, 1545 nucleotides long. RefSeq names its product putative 2-oxoisovalerate dehydrogenase alpha subunit. Gene Ontology annotation, molecular function: oxidoreductase activity, acting on the aldehyde or oxo group of donors, disulfide as acceptor. Gene Ontology annotation, biological process: branched-chain amino acid catabolic process. The record is from RefSeq and is a predicted model, not a curated record. The transcript is spliced from 4 exons. Bases 60 to 1247 code for a protein of 395 amino acids. Lineage: Eukaryota; Fungi; Ascomycota; Dothideomycetes; Eremomycetales; Eremomycetaceae.